Messenger RNA from Talaromyces stipitatus ATCC 10500, 1791 nucleotides. RefSeq lists its product as uncharacterized. Gene Ontology annotation, cellular component: nucleus. The record is from RefSeq and is a predicted model, not a curated record. The transcript is spliced from 2 exons. Gene Ontology annotation, biological process: positive regulation of transcription by RNA polymerase II. Gene Ontology annotation, molecular function: DNA-binding transcription factor activity; transcription cis-regulatory region binding. Bases 1 to 1791 code for a protein of 596 amino acids. NCBI's taxonomy places the organism in Eukaryota, Fungi, Ascomycota, Eurotiomycetes, Eurotiales, Trichocomaceae.
AUGGAUGGUGGUUCGAAGCAGGAAGAAAUGACCAACCGACUCAAGCGUGAGGUGAAGGAGCGCCGUCGUGGGGAUCGCAUUUUAAGCCAUCGCCGCACGGCUGUGGAGGCCACCGAUUACGACAACCAACAGCGAGUGAAUCAGCUAGUCACCUCAAGAAAUGGAAGCGACGAACUGGGAUCAUCUCCCGAGACUCGGACUAUUCCACUCCAACGAGAGCAUGACUGUAAGCUCUCCAGUAAGCUUAUUUCCGCAAACAUAAGUCUUGCGAGGUCCGACACUGUUUUACUCACGUUCCACCUCGAAUAUCUGCUUCCGUUUCUAUUUCCAUUCUACAAUCCCUCGAUUCUAGAAGGAGGAAAAGCGUGGGUCCUGGAAAUGAUGAUCAGUAGUCCUGUGGUACGGCAGGCUACUUUAUGCCAGACUUCUUAUUUCUUCUCCCUGGCCCGUGGUGUCCCCAACGGCAACCUGGACUGGGAAACAGUUCUCACCCAGACGAGAGAUGCCUUCAGCAUGCUAAGGCAGUCGCUACAGAUUAUCGGUAGCUCGAGUAUCACGGAACAUUUACAUGGCGCCGUACGAAUCUUCGCAAGUGUUAUGCAAAUACAACGGUUUGAGAUCGCUAUAUCAAGUUUUGAAAACUGCCAGGCACAUCUCAAUGCCGCUCUGGUUCUUUUUAGGCAAGUGCUCGAUAGCUCCGGUACCCUCGAAUCCGUGGACCCGAGGUUGAGCUUUAAUUCCGUUAUAAGUCUGCUUGGUCCAGCAACACGGCUUUUACCGACUCAAUCUAUCCAGGUCCCCAGCGCAGAACAAGUCGCCUUUCGCUUCUCAGCCACACUUCUACUAUUCGAUGAUAUCAUUGCUAGCACAGUUUCUCGGGAUCGACCUAGACUCCACAAAUACCAUCACGGGCUUCUUCACAGCUCCGAAAACACAGAACCCCUUAUCAAUUUUGAGUCUGUUACGGGGUGUCAGAACUGGGCACUACUUCAAAUUGGCGAGAUUGCUAUGCUUGACGCUUGGAAACAAGAACGUAAUACAGCUGGAAAUUUUGAUAUGAUAGAGCUAGUUCGUCGCGCUACGGCAAUUAGAGACUCAUUACAAGAACAUCUUGCACAGCUUGAGGACAACACAACCGCUUCUGCUUCUCGACAGGUUAACAAUCUACUAGAGACGUUCACAACAGGAUACUCUGAACACUCAAAUACACACACCGCUCAAAGCACAUUAGUUACUCAGGUUUGGGCUCAUGCGACACUUCUUUAUCUGUCUAUCGUCGUGUCUGGAUGGCAGCCUGCGAGUGUAGAUGUCCGUUAUCAUGUCGAUAAAGUUGUUGAGCUAUUGACGUGUCGCAUAUCGCAUCCAGCGUUGCUCCGCACUAUGGUGUGGCCCUUCUCUGUGGCAGGUUGUCUUGCGGAGCCCGCUCGAAUACCCCAUUUCCGUGCAAUAGCUGAAGCGUUGCACCCGCCAAGUGUCUUUGGUACCGUACGAAAGGCACUGGAAAUCAUGGAAGCUGUAUGGCGCUGCAGAGAUGCUGCAGAUGCUUCAAGCCGAGAUCUCGCUACAUGCUUUAGGACCCAAGAUCGAUGGAUACUUAGCGACGAUCAUGGCGAAUCUCCAUCAGCAACCACGAUGUCCCAAGAACAAUACCCUCACGUCGAUAUCGGUCGAUCACGUCACGAAUUAGACGACACUACAGCGGAAGACAUCUUCACAGCAAACAACCCCCAAACAAUUAUACGGAAGUCGAUCUCUGUGUUCCUUAGCGGAGCAGAGAAGUUCGACGGAUAA